This is a messenger RNA of Lingula anatina, 1153 nucleotides long. RefSeq lists its product as uncharacterized. Lineage: Eukaryota; Metazoa; Brachiopoda; Lingulata; Lingulida; Lingulidae. Gene Ontology annotation, molecular function: glutathione transferase activity. The record is from RefSeq and is a predicted model, not a curated record. Gene Ontology annotation, biological process: glutathione metabolic process.
CAGUCUCGCCAUGACUUAGCAAACUGCUAACAAUUCUAAGUCGUUGUUCAAAUAACAACCCUAAUGAAGGGAAAUUCGAUGCAGUGAUCUAAACGUCAAUAUUCAAAACGCCGUUGAUAUUAUUAUCAUAUCGAGACAGGUUUAAGGCAACCGAAAAACUGCGAGGUUCACAGUUUCUGAUAGACAUAUAGGGAUACAUUUGACCAUGCCGGUUGAUUUGUACUUGUUUCAGUUAAGUCCCCCUAGCCUGGCUGUCCGUAUGGCCUGCAAGGCAGCGGAAGUGGACGUGAAUAUUAAAUGGAUAAACACAUUUAAGAAAGAGCAAAUGACUGAGGAGUACCUUAAGAUAAAUCCAGACCAUACGUGUCCGACUAUAGUUGACGAUGGCUUUUGUCUGUGGGAAAGCAAAGCUAUCAUGCCAUAUCUGCUUGAGAAGUACGGAAAGAACGAGUCGCUCUACCCAAAGGACAUCAAGCAGAGGGCAAUAAUCGACAGGGCCUUGAUGUUCAAUGCCAUCACAUUUACACCUAAGGUUUACGGAGUGUUGCUACCAAGACUGGCUAAAAACGAGGUUUCUGAGGAGGCAGAGAAGGAGUUUAAAGAAAAAGCAAUGGACAAACUCAAUCGGGACCUGGAGGGAAAACAGUUCAUCGCGGGAGACAACCUCACGAUCGCCGACUUUGCUUUCUGGGGGCUGAUCACUCUAUUAGGGCUCUUUGAUAUUGAUACAAGUCCUUGGAGUAACAUAUGCUCUUGGGCAGAGCGCAUGAAGGCGUUACCUUAUUAUGAAGAGUGCCAUAAAGAGCUCUUUGAAUUCUGGGAAGAAAUGAAAAAGGUGGAAUCUUAAAUGACUUAACACAAAGAACUAGCAAAGUGCCACGAGAGUGACGAUGGAGCAUGAACAAGGAACAAUUGAAAAAAGCAUUUUGUUAUAUUUAAAAAGGACUAAAAACUACUCUUUUCAAGAGGAAAGUGUGCUUCCUUCAAGAUCUGCAUCGUCCUGUAAACAUGUAAUCUGUGAUCAGACUGAUAUCUUUUAUGCGAUGCUAAACCUUAAAAAGACUCAUUUUGUAUUCUCGAGGAUAUAUUCUUUAAUAUAUGUGCGUAGUUUUUCUAGUUAUAUCAAUGAAAAUAAAGUAUACAAACCCUUAAA